Messenger RNA from Fusarium vanettenii 77-13-4, 1938 nucleotides. RefSeq lists its product as uncharacterized. The coding region runs from base 343 to 1503 and encodes 386 amino acids. The transcript is spliced from 2 exons. Lineage: Eukaryota; Fungi; Ascomycota; Sordariomycetes; Hypocreales; Nectriaceae. The record is from RefSeq and is a predicted model, not a curated record.
CUCACCCUCACAUACCGCCUAUACGAGCCGCACUUCUACUUCCAGGUUUUGGGCACUAAUACCUAAUACUACGCACUCGACCUCACCGCCCGCAUUCCUCUCUUCACCCCCGCGACACACCCGCUUCUGCCGCAUUCCAGAACCGUUUGUGCGAGGACCUGACAGAUUAAUCUCGCAACGUUUGACUCACACGAGAUCCAUUUAAAAACCUCGAGUCAAUUCGACAUCGGUGUGAGCUUGGACUGGAAUUGGAUUCUACAUCAUCCACUGCGACAAGGCGCACUGCGCAGGGAAAGAGAAGAAACGAGAGCACCAACCAACCACAGAAAAGAAGCCGCCGUCAUGCGCUUGUCGUCAAGGCAGCUGGUGCUCCUCGCCAUCGCUGGCUUGGGAUCUGCUAAGCCUUUUCCCCGAGAUGAUCUACACGAUUUCGGCUACUCUUAUCUCAUGCCCCGCGCCUGCGAUUCUUACUGCGGCUCUGACAAUCAAUACUGCUGUGGCUCCAACGAGGUCUGCCAGACUGCUGAUGGCGUCGCAAACUGCGUCAAGGGCUACAUCGGUGCCUUCACCACCACCUGGACCGAGACCAAGACAUACACCAGCACGAUCAUGACCCGCUGGGAGCCUGCUCCUGAACCUACCGUGGGCGUCGACUGUGUACCCAAGAACGACGAGCAAGAGGCCUGUGGUGAAAUUUGCUGCGCUGGAUGGCAGACGUGCGCCUACGACGGCCAGUGUUCGGCGAAGCCUGGCUACGACGAGCCUACUGCUGUUAUCAUCACCAGCGACGGCAAGGUCACCACCCGCUACUCUGCUCCCUACCGAGUCACUGGCACCACCACCAUCACUACUAGCGGCGUCCAGAGCACUGAGACUGAGACUAUUACUGGGACUGAGACCACUUCCGAGGCCACGGCCACCUCGACCAGCGAUGAGGCUGCGGCCGGAGAGGGUUCAACCAGCGGCGGCGGUCUCAGUGCUGGCGCCAUCGCCGGUAUUGUCAUCGGUUCCGUUGCUGGUGUCGCUCUCCUCCUGCUACUCUGCUUCUGCUGCAUCGCCCGUGGUCUCUGGCUCGCUCUCUUUGGCAAGAAGGACAAGAAGGAUAGUCGUGAGCAAGUCGAUAUUGUCGAGGAGCGCUACUCCCGUCACGGAAGCCGUCCCCCACCCUCUGCCUACUCUCGCAAGUCUCGCAUGAGUGGUGCCCCAUCCGCAGCCGGUGACCGCCGCGAGAAGAAGUCGAGCGGUAAGAAGUGGCUCGGCAUCGCCGGUCUCGCGGCUACGCUCCUGGCUCUGCUCAACCUCAAGAAGGACAAGCGACCUGCUAGCACCAAGCCCGCGCGGUCAUCCCGUGGGUCUUCGCGAUACAGCGACUCUUACUACUCAUACAGUGAUUACACCGGCACCAGCCCCAGCAGCUCAAGCUCUGGUGGAAGAACACACCGCACUCGCCGUACACGAGACAGCCGAGCGAGGUCAUACUACUCCCGCUCUCCUCGACCUUGAUCUGAGACGACGGCUUCUCACUCGCCCUUCAUCACCAUCUCCCUCCCACAUCUGUACAUGUCUCCGCAUUUGACAUAGGGACUCGAGCUGAAAUGGAUAUACGCUCGACUUGUUGCUUCGCACAUUGGGCUACUGGCGUUCCGGUUUCUCGUAUAUAAUUGUCUCCUGUUGAUUUUUUCCCUCUUCCUCCUUUUCCAUCACCCCCAAUCCUCCCGCAACCCCCUUCUCGACACUAAGUUUUCACCACGAUUGUUUUUUGCACGCAUGGAUUAUGGUUACGGUUAUGUUUUUUUAAGAGAUCACGUCACGAGGGAAAGUAGAGAUGACUUGCCACGAAAGGUCAAGAAAAAUUCACGAGUUUGAUAUAUAAAGAUGGAUAUAUCGAUGAGGCAUGGCAUAAUGGAAUUAAAGAAAGCAAACCUCAUUUUCACACCC